Molecule: messenger RNA, 1520 nt
Organism: Boleophthalmus pectinirostris (great blue-spotted mudskipper)
Lineage: Eukaryota; Metazoa; Chordata; Actinopteri; Gobiiformes; Gobiidae
Product: G-protein-signaling modulator 1
Exons: 6
Coding region: 312-1169 (285 amino acids)
Biological process (GO): regulation of inflammatory response
Molecular function (GO): protein binding; GTPase regulator activity
Source: RefSeq, a predicted model, not a curated record
GAUGUGCCAAACCACAGCCGCGAGAAGAGCCUGUUUCAACACGCUGCAGUGACAGACUGCACCCUGCACACGCUCUGACCCCGGCUCCCCGCAGCCCGAGCCCCCGGAACAGCCGAACCCGCCCUGCAGCACUGAACCCGCGCAGACCCCAUCAUCGCCCGCCCUGCAGCACAGACCCCGCCGCGGCUCCGGUCCCUGUCCCGCGGCGGCUCCUGUGACACCAGUGUCCGGCCCGGGCUGUUUUUGUGCUUUAGACUCCGGCAGAUGGAUUUGAAGAAACAUUAAAGGAACCGUUUAAAAAGGAGGGCGCCAUGGCUGACACCCGCCUGGUCAUCACCGAAGACGGGGACGAGGAGGCUGGAGCGAGCGUGGAGGGGCAGGGGGCAGAGGGGGCAGAGGGGCAGGGGGGUAAUGAGGUCACGGAGGGUCAGAGCGAGGAGCCAAACGCAGCGAGGACGGAGCAGGAGACAAACGAGACGCAGAACAAAAAUGUCAGCGAGCCAAAAGAGCCAGAAGAGCCAAAAGAGCCAGAGGACGGUGAGGAAAGAGCAGAAGAGGAGCGUGUGUGUGAACCUGGACCAGACGUGGCCAGUGCAGAUCUGCAGGACUUUAAGAAGAUUCAUCGGUUGAGUCCGGACUUCCCAGACUCUCUGUUCGAGUUGUUGUGCACACUGCAGGAGGGACGCCGCCUCAACGACCAGCGCUGCUCCUUCACCCUCACCGCCCUGGAGCCCCGAGUCCGGAGGAGGUGCCACUCUGAGCCCAACACCACCAAGCCCGCCCCCCGAGUGGUCUUCUCGUCCAUGAACUCGCUGCAGAGGGAGGAGUUCUUUGACCUGGUGGCCACGGCUCAGGCUCGGCGUCUGAACGACCAGAGGGCUCAGCUCCAGAGCUCGGCUCCUCAGAAGAACAAGAGCCGCAGCUUCAGAGGAAGCCUCCGACAACUGAGUCUGAAGAAACCUGAGCCUCCUCCUCCAGAGCCUGCUCCUGUGCCCAAGGAAGAGCUCUACAGCAUGAUCCUCCAGACACAGGCUCAGGGCCGGUUGGAGGACCAGCGGAGCCGGGCCCCGGGGCCGAUGGAUGAUGAGGUGUUCUUCUCGUUGCUGCUGAGGGUCCAGGGCGGGCGCAUGGACGAGCAGAGGACGGAGCUGCCCUGCCUGAGCACCUGAGCCUGCCGGACCUCUGGGCACCUGACGGACUCGUGCACCUGUCAGUGUUUUUAAAGCUCGAGUGCGGAACAUGGCUCGGGCGUAGACUGUAUAUAGAAAUGGACAUAGCUAACGUGCUAACGCGCUAACGUGCUAACCGCCGCGUUCCAAACAGGAAGUGAGCACGGGCGCGAUGUGGUUCUUCAGCUCUGGUUGUAGUUGACUUUUAUUGAAAUCUUCGCCGUCUGUCUGCACCUGCCGCUGUGAGCCGCCGCGGCCGUUUGGUCUCAAAUGUUUGUAUUAACGCUCCAGAUGAUCCUGGGGUUUUUAUUUUGCUUUUUUAUCCUUAAAUUAAGAUUUGAACUUUAAUAA